UUCAAUAAAAGCCAUUUUCUCUUCCUUUUUCUUUCCAUGCAUUCAUACAUUUUGUAUUAGAUAUGUAAAUACGUAGAUGUAAUCAAUGUUACAAAAGGUUCAGUCAUCUUCUCCGUAUCCGAUUUCGAAAAUUCUUCACGAUUUUGGAUUCAAAUUCAUCUCGAAUUGUAACAUUGUAUGCCUCAAUGCCUAUAGGCUAAUUCUGAUAACGUGAUAUUUGAUUUUGAGUCCAAAAUUCGAUAAAAUGUGUCGUUGAUUCGAUCAAUUAUUUUUUGAUUUUGGUAAUGAUCCAAUGGCUGCUUCAACAAUGGCAACGGCAGCCGGAAUGGUGGUGAUUCUGUACUAUGUGAGCAGGAAAUUAUUGUCAACGAAAGUGGAUGACGAUGAUGACAACCGCGAUGAGAAUUCAAAGUCGAGUCGAUCCGUGAAGAGGAGAAUUGCGAGAAGGCCAGCUCAUGCGCCAGCUACUUGGUUAGAAACUAUUAAUACGCUUACAGAGACGCUGAGGUUUACUUAUGCUGAGACGUUGGGGAAAUGGCCUAUUGGCGACUUGGCUUUCGGAAUUAAUUAUUACAUGCGCAGGCAGGGUAAUCUACAGGUUGCAAGCGUAUAUGCAGGAGAUGAUUGUGUUCAGCUCAAGGGACCAGAUAUUAUUGCUGAUAUGAAGCAUUAUUUGUCAUUGUUAACAUGUUGUAUACUUUUCUCAAAGAAGCCCUUUCCAGUUUUUUUGGAGUCUGCUGGCUACACUCACGAAGAUGUUAUUCUCCGGGAGCCCAAAGCUGGGAUUUUAAGGCCUGCUUUCACUAUAUUAUGUGACAAAAAUUUAAAAUGCUUCCUGCUCGUGAUACGGGGGACUCAUAGCAUUAAAGAUACGCUAACUGCUGCAACAGGUGCAGUGGUCCCUUUUCAUCAUUCAGUUUUACAUGAUGGUGGUAUUAGCGAUUUGGUAUUAGGAUAUGCCCACUGUGGGAUGGUUGCUGCUGCUCGUUGGAUUGCGAAGCUCAGCUGUCCAUUUCUACUAAAGGCUCUCAAUAGCUUUCCUGAUUACCAAGUAAAGAUAGUUGGCCAUUCACUUGGUGGUGGUACUGCUUCUCUGUUGACCUACAUUCUUCGAGAACAGAAAGAGUUUUCGUCAACCACUUGCAUCACAUUUGCACCAGCUGCUUGUAUGACAUGGGAACUAGCGGAAUCAGGGAAGCAUUUUAUUACUACCAUUAUUAAUGGUUCUGAUCUUGUUCCAACUUUCUCAACGGCUUCAAUAGAUGAUCUUCGUUCAGAGAUUAUUUAUUUAGAAUCCUAUCAUCAGGUCACAGCAUCGUCUUGGUAUAAUGAUCUGUUAGAUCAAGUUGAGCAUACAAGAGUUCUGAAUGUUUUUUACCGCUCUGCAACUGCUUUGGGAUCUCGACUCCCAACAAUGGCUAGUGCAAGAGAGAGGGUUGCUAGUGCAAGUGCCCUUCUUCGUCCUGUUUCUAACAGUACACAGGGUGUGAUGAGGCGUGCCCAGAAUGUUGCUGAGGCUGUCGUUAGAUCCCGCUCAACCCUGGCAUCAUGGUCAUGUAUGGGAGCUCGUCGACGUACUGUUGCCUCUUUGCCAAGCCCUAAAGAAGAGGAUUCGCCUGAAACGUCACUUCUAGGUGAGAGAUCAAGUUCUCGGUCACUGCAUCCUUUUAAGAGUGAGACUGCAAAUAGAGUUCCAGAUGCAAACCGUGUCAAAGGAAGUACUUCUAGGGGGGUAUUAGGACAUGAUGAGACGGAUGAAGAAGAAGAGGUCCUCACAGAUACCAGAGUCAGUAGUAGUGCUUCCAACAUGGGGGACAUGAGCGAAGGUGAAUUUUUGUAUGAACUGGAGAUGGAACUCCAGAGGGGAGAUAAUGGAGCUGAACAGAAAGUGCAGCAGAAAGCAGGAAUCACAAAGGAAGAAAUAGAACUAGCUGUCGAAACUGAUACUAAACCAAUCACAUCUACUUCUGAUGUUGUCGAGAACCUCCACUUGUAUCCUCCUGGAAGAAUUAUGCAUAUAAUUACUGUAGUCACCUCUGAGGCAAGUGAUUCAGGUCAGGAUCAUAUAACUGAGGAGCAUGAACAUAAACAUGUUAGUAUCUACGAGACAAAUAGGGAAUUGUAUAGUAAGCUAAGAUUGUCAAAAACUAUGGUUAAUGAUCACUAUAUGCCCAUGUAUAAGAAGAUGAUAGAAUUGUUAAUCAAAGAACUGGAAAAAUGAUGAGGACUGUAUUUGUUCAUUGAAAAGUAUAUGAUACAUGUCCUAUUCGAGUA
Molecule: messenger RNA, 2274 nt
Organism: Daucus carota subsp. sativus
Lineage: Eukaryota; Viridiplantae; Streptophyta; Magnoliopsida; Apiales; Apiaceae
Exons: 7
Coding region: 293-2221 (642 amino acids)
Biological process (GO): lipid catabolic process
Source: RefSeq, a predicted model, not a curated record